Molecule: messenger RNA, 1048 nt
Organism: Callorhinus ursinus (northern fur seal)
Lineage: Eukaryota; Metazoa; Chordata; Mammalia; Carnivora; Otariidae
Gene: TIGIT
Product: T cell immunoreceptor with Ig and ITIM domains
Biological process (GO): positive regulation of interleukin-10 production; negative regulation of interleukin-12 production; negative regulation of T cell activation
Cellular component (GO): cell surface
Molecular function (GO): signaling receptor binding
Source: RefSeq, a predicted model, not a curated record
GGCUCACCCUAUGCAGUUUGUGUACUUGUUGAGAGCUUUUUUUCUGUCUCUGACAUUAGUUUUUGCUGAGCUCAGUUCUUCCAAGACCCUCUCUCCUCAUAGGCUCGGUUUUGGCCUGCUAGCUGCAGCCUGCCAGUUUUGGUGGCAGGAGAGGCCUAGGCUGCUUCCUGUGGGCCCCCCGUUGGGCAGAAGCAUGCGGUGGUAUCUCCUCCUGAUCUGGGCCCAGGGCCUGAGGCAGGCUCCCCUCCCAGCCUCAGGAGCUGUGUCAGGCAGGAUAGUAACAAUGGGGAACGUUUCUGCAGAGGAAGGUGGCUCUGUCACCUUGCAAUGUCACCUCUCCUCCACCACUGCCAAAGUAACUCAGGUCAACUGGGAGCAGCAGGACCAACUUCUGGCCGUUCAUCAUGCUAACUUGGGGUGGCACAUCUACCCAGCCUUCAGGGAGCGCGUGGCCCCGGGGCCCAACGUGGGCCUCACCUUGCAGUCGCUGACCAGGAACGACACAGGGGAAUACUUCUGCACCUAUCACACCUACCCUGAUGGGAUUUACAGAGGGACAUUCUUUCUGGAGGUCCUACACAGCUCAGUGGCUGAGCACAGCGCUGCAUUCCAGAUCCCACUGCUGGGAGCCAUGGCCACCGUGCUGGCAGUCAUCUGUGUGGCAGUCAUCAUGGUGGUCACACUGACCAGAAAGAAAUCUCUCAGAGUCCAUUGUGCGGAAAGUGGCCUCAGGAUGCUGGCACGCGAACAGGAGGAAUGGAACCCCCAAGCUCUGUCAUCGGCUGGAAGUGGCAGGCAGGCAGAGACGGCACCCGUGGGCUUCUACACAGAGCAAAGGGGAGAGGACUAUGCCGAGCCACAUGACUACUUCAAUGUCCUGAGCUACAGGAGCCUUGGAAGCUUCAGCUUCCUGGCUGAGAUGGGUUAGCUGCCCGAGGCAUCAUCUGGGAGAGGCACUCCUGUGUCUGCGGUUACAGGUGGAUGUGUAAGGGUCUGCGGUCUUUGUCACCACCGUGUGUGCAUGCAAGUAUAUGUUCAGUUGAAUAUG